Molecule: messenger RNA, 1442 nt
Organism: Cottoperca gobio
Lineage: Eukaryota; Metazoa; Chordata; Actinopteri; Perciformes; Bovichtidae
Gene: mis18a
Product: MIS18 kinetochore protein A
Exons: 5
Coding region: 57-668 (203 amino acids)
Biological process (GO): chromosome segregation; CENP-A containing chromatin assembly
Cellular component (GO): chromosome, centromeric region; chromatin; nucleus
Source: RefSeq, a predicted model, not a curated record
CACUUACAGCCAACCGCGUAAGUUCAAAACAGCUUGAUUCAAAAAAACUAGCAGAAAUGGCGUCAAGGGGAAAGUCGUUAAAACACCGACAGAGAUUUGUAAAUACAACGUUUGAGUCCAGUAUAGACUCCACUGCCGUCGAAGAAAAGUUGUUUGGCCAAGCGGAGGAGGACGAGGACGUGGACGUGGACGACGGACCUGUGGUCUUCAUCUGCGGGAAGUGCAAGUUGCCUGUUGGUGAUUCAAUGUCCUGGGAUGGAAGUGAAGACGGCCAAAACCAAAUCAGAUUGAAGCGGGUGACUGACAACGUCGUGGUUGGAGCAGACACUCGCCUGCAUGAAGCGAGUAAACGAUCUCUCUGUCUGAUCGUGGAUCUAUUCUGCCGAGGCUGCCACUCUGUGCUUGGCAUGGUUUAUGCAUCCACACCUAAGAACCUGGACCACAAGAGAUUUGCUUUCUGUUUUAGUGUUAAAGACAUUGACAGCUAUGUGCUCGGCUCUGCAAGCCAGAUGUUGACAGCAGAGGGCCCCAAAGAGCAGCCAGUCACACUGGAGUACAGAGGCAUUGUUGAACAACAGCUGACAGAGAUGAAAAUGCUGGUCAUGUCCAUGGCACAGAGGCUGGAAGAGAUCGACGCUGGCCUUCAGGAGGGAUGCGAUGUGGAAUGAGAGUGAUGAACGUCAACUUAUCUGGAUGGAUGCUUUGUCCAGGUGUUGAACGAGACUCCUCGCCCAUACCUUUUACAUUAAUGCUUCCUCCUCUAAAUUUCAUCUCAACCACAGUCCCUCAGUAAUACGUUUUGUCCUAGCUUCACCUUGUGCGCACAUACAUACACACACACACACACAGCUUCCAGUCCGCUUUGUCCUGAUUACCGAUGGUGAAACAAAGACUGCCUGCACAUAUAAUCAAUCAUGUUUUCAGCUCGGCUCCUGUGGCUCAUGGCACCAUCUCUUCUCUGCGUGUCUCAGUGCAGAGUGGAUGUACGCUGUGAGCAGAAUGUUUAUUUGUGCAGGAUUUCAUCAGGCAGGCUGCACACUCAGCACAAUGCCGUAUUGAUCUGGCCACUUGAGGCCACUCACACACUCUUUGUUCCUCUCUUCCUGAAGCGUAGAGCCUUGAAGGAGUUCUGUAUAUAUGCUUUUCAUCGCCUUGAUCGGGUUUCAAGUGAACAACAAUUGAUAAAUUUGUAUUGAAAAAGACACAUUUUAAUAUUGGCUGCAUCUGUUAGGCACAUCAUUGGCUACCUUUUCAAUAAGAAAUGAUCUAAAGACUUUUCUAUCUUUUUCAAAUAUUGCCAGAAUCUUCUCAAAGGACAGUAGUUUGCGUCCUUAAUUUGUUAUUAUAUGGACUAUGGUUUUGUGUAUUGUUUUGUUUGUAGUUGUACUUGCUUGUUUUGUCUUAAGUAUUGUUCUGUAAUAAAGUAUUCAACUAUCCAAAAA